GUCAUUCCUCGUGUGUAUUUUUGUACUGAAAUAGUUAAGCAUGUCAUUUGUUUUCACAGUAAAAACAUUCUCAGAUUCAUUUCCUGACUUGAAAACAAUUGAAUUUGUUUAGGUUUGUGAUCAGUGCGAGACAUUCAAAUUUGAGAUGAAACCGUUAGAAAUGUUUGUUUUUUUCUGGAUCAACUCGACGUGACCUGCAGCGCCUCAAACGGUCACGUGUCUGUGAAGUAUUUUUAGUUUUGGCAGAGAAGCAGAAAAUCAAUCUGCUGCUUUUCUGUAAUGCCAGCAUACAGGUGUUAAAGGUACAGAAGUCUUGGGAGUUUCUGAAACAUCGAGAACAACCCAAACGUCAACUUUCACACAUAACCCACAACCACAUGUAAAUGUGUGGCGUCGCACCGUUGGCCGGUGAGUGCAGGCACCCAAUGUGACGCCUGUCAGGCUAUUUACAGAAAACGCUGAGCAAGAGAAAGUUCCCACGACUGCGAUGACACAAAGAGAACGAGCGCACGCCUGCACAGCACCUAGGAUUAGUGCGACCUGCAACAGAAACAAUGGAAAUAAUUGGGGCGGAGAGUCAGAUGAUGGUACUGCAGGACACGCUGGCGGAGGAAGAGAUGAAUGAUGAAGAGGAAGAUCUGAACAACAGUCUGAGAGAAGCUGUUCAGGACGAAGACGUGAAGCCUAAACUCCAGUGCCUGAUGAUGGACCCAUCCUUCUCAAUGGUGACGGUUCAGAGCGAAGACAGCGGGAUUGUUUGGGAAACGGCUUCCAGUCGCUGCUCGACCCCCUGGGCCUCAGAGAGGAACGUCACGACCCCAGAACCCGGCUACACUCUCAGCAGCCCAGGCACGGCCGGCAAGAUCCUGGUCACCAUGGACGAGGAGCACACCACCAGAAGAGAGAGAAAGAAGCAAAAAGCUGAGAAACGGUUUCCUUACCUGAGGGAUGAGAUUAUGAGACCGGCCAUGGUGGAGGUGUCCCUCCCUAAUGUCACGCACACACCAGACAGAACCACACACACCAAAGAAGAAAAGCAUCAACGUUUGUUCAGUCUGGUGUCUGAAGGAUCUGAAAUUCUGAACAUCAUCGCUCCACACAAAGUGUCUACGGUGGACGAGGAGGAGAGUGAAGGUCUGAAAGAUUGUUUGUUUUACCUUGAGGAGGUGCCUGCCAUAAAAUCCAGCAGGAUUCCCGUUGAACCCGUGAACGUUCCCGCUGAGACUCCUGGAGAGGAUGAGGGGACAUCAUUCGUACCGGAGCCCAUCGUCCCGGUCCUCACAUGUUCGAGAAGAGGCGUCACAGCGGAGGAUUACUUUGAGAAUUUCACUCUUCUGGAUACCCGGACGCGGUCAGGACAGGCAGCACUAGAAGAAGUUCCCGGAGAUUCCGGGACAGAAAACACGCUCACUCAGAACGUAAAUGAGGUGCCAGAACUGAGCUGUGGACUAUCACGGGCCCCCUCAGCUGUCAGCGUGUUAGAUAUUCCUGCCGAACAUCUGGACGAUGUCUUUUAUGGCGGCGGCAGCAGUGCUCCGCCCUCCCACGACAAUAAUAAAGAGGAGAAAAGAGAGCUUUCAAAAUCCCACCUGAAGGCAAGCGGCUCCGCAUUGUUCGGCAGCGAGGAGAUGGUGCUCACCCCCAUAUACCUUCCUGAAGGACCUCUAAAAAUCAUCGACCCCAACCUGCUGGAGGAGCCCAAAGCCAUGGCGUUUUUCUACUCCGACCUGUACGCCGAUGCCGUGGGAAGCAGGAAGAAGCCGGACGAUGACACAGAGAGUCUGACCUCUGAAAAAUCUUUCCACAGUAGAGAGUCCGACUCUGAGGACAGAGGCUAUCUGGAGAAGUUUGUGCUGAGGGUCGAGACUCUCAACAUCGUGGAUGGCGAUCGGGAACCCGAGGUGCGCAGCGAAGAACGUCAGGACCCGUUCAGACUCGCCGGAUACGUGGAACAAUCUAAAACAGAGGUGGAGACCAGGACGGAUGAGCUGGAAGAGAUCACAGAUUUCUUUAGAAGCAGCGCAUCAUCAUCACCGUGGGAAGCGGUCGAUUUAUAUCAAACCGAGCCGGAGGCGGAACCUCAAGGGGUGAGGAGUAGACCAGUUACGUUCAAAGAUGAAGCAAAAAAGAAGGAGAAUUCUCUUCCGUUCACCGACGACAUCGAUAUUGCUGAAGCGUUUUUACCUGUGGAAAUCAGUGAGGAUUGUCCGGCGUGGGAAGAAAACUUGCAGACGUUUUCCACAACUACAGCCUCUACCAGGACAGAUGACCAUAAAAAUAAAACAAAGUCUGUAAGUGAAACUGAAUCUCCCAAAACGAGCCAAACCAUAAACGCAAACAAACCCAUAAUUCCACGCUACAAACCCUUCCUUGAUCUGAUCCCGCUGCUGCCAGCCGAAACUGAGGAUGAAGAACAACAAACAGAAGGAGAAAACCUGCAAGAGGACAAAACUGUCUCAGAAGAGAUGACAUCACCUGAGGCUAAAGAAAAGGACGAGACCACUGAAUCUCAUCCUCCUUCUCCUGAUGUGUGAUGAUGUCACAGCAGCAAAUGUCUGUGUGUGUGUGUGUGUGAUGAUGUUGCUCACAGCGUCAGAUGAAGAGACUGUAGACAAAUCUCUUGGUGUUUGUGAUGCCAACAGGUCAAUAAUGCAAAACACAGGAUGAACUGAAACAAACACAUGACUGUACAAUGUUAGUGAGUGAAUGCGAGUUAAUUUGUCACUUUUCAUAUAAUACUUGUGUCAUCAUAAACCGAAAGGCUUUCAUCAGACUAAAUCAAGUUUUGCGUGAGGUUGGGGGAGGGCUUAAAAGUGUGAUUAACUCAGUAUAUGAUUCAUUACAUGUAUGGAGGAGUCUUCACAAACCUCAUGUUCCAACAUGGACAAGAUUGGGAGGUCAGGAACGUUUUUGGGUCUCCACGAGCUCAUCAAUCAACCUAAAUGAUGUUUAUUUGUGAUGUAAAAAUGCAGAGAGGUUUGUGUGACGUUUGUACAGAAUAAACAUCAUAUGUUUAAGAAAAGUCCCAA
This is a messenger RNA of Triplophysa dalaica, 3029 nucleotides long. Its product is annotated as cardiomyopathy-associated protein 5. NCBI's taxonomy places the organism in Eukaryota, Metazoa, Chordata, Actinopteri, Cypriniformes, Nemacheilidae. The transcript has 2 exons. Bases 555 to 2534 code for a protein of 659 amino acids. The record is from RefSeq and is a predicted model, not a curated record.